AAGAAAGAAUAAUUUAUUAUAUCUCUGAUAAAAAUAAAAAUCGAACGUAAAGGAGUAGUAAAGCGCAAACUUCUAGGAAGUGAAAAUACAGAUAAUGGAACGGCGUUAAUGCUUUUUUUUAUGUUCCAUCAUUGUCUGAAUUUUUACUUCUUAGAGGUUUCAUUUAUGCUUCUGUCACUUUCCUCUUUAUAUUCGAUUUAUGCUCCGAUUUUUAUUUUUGUUACAGAUAUCAGGUUAUUUUGUACUCUCUAUACCUCGUAGGAUGAAAAAUUACUCAAAAAUUGCUCUUUCGCAAUUUGAGACAUUAUAACAAAGGAACUGAAUGAUAAAAGUGAUUGCGUUUACUUCAUUACAUUAUCUUUAUUCAAAAUACGCGGCAGUUUCUGAAAUGACAAGAUUUAAAGCUGACCAAUCACAACCCUCUUAGUGAUCUAAUUGUAAGUUGGUACGAGUGUAUGGUAACGUUGCAAUGUUCGCACUGUUCGCGCGCUUCAUAACGUUUGUGUUUAUUUGUGACAUGAUGAGAAGACAACAUCAAAUUUAUAACCACUCGGCUUAAAAGCGAACAAGUAGGAAAAAGUAACGAUUGAAGGAAAACAGUAACGACGUUAUAAAUACCGUCAAUUUCCCUUUUGGUUUUAAUUAAUGUGAAAUUGUGCUUUGUGAAGCAGUGUCUAUUUAAUGUGAAACGUGAAACAUCGAUGUUGCUGUGGGAACGAUUUACGAGGCGACGACGUUCGUUCUUUUCUACCGAUAGAAACGAUUUCUGUAGAAGGUCUGCUUUGCGCAAGCUGAUGACAUCUAUUGGAUCAAAGAAGAACUAAAAUUGGGAUUUCAAAACAAAAUGCAAAAGGAAAAUGAAAAAUGUUAUAGACAAACAAUUGCUUCUACCGAUCAAUGUUUAGGUACUCGUGAAAAGUGUAUAGAAAUACCGAUAGUCGACAACAAAGAGUUCAGGAAGGAUUUAAUCGCACGUAUCGAAGCUGUUAUACUGAAAAUAAUAAAACAGAUAUCUGCCAAACAGGCACCGUGUAUAUCGUAUUGCAGUAGUCGAAAUGUCAAAUGUUUGAAAUUGAGCACACAUGAAGAGAACGUUUAUCCAGGAUGUUUAGUCGAUUAUCAACAGGAAACAAUGUUCUUCAAUGAUACCUUAAUUGACUUCGCCGAAGAACAAACUACAGAUGAUGAUGAUAGUUCUGAAGAGUCAACUGCAAAGAUAACUGUUGAUUUCGCGGUAAAAAGCAGUAGAAACAAAUUUGUCCUAAUGAUGGUAAUAAUAGCCGAGAUUCAUCAUUUGUUGCUAACAAAUACGACCAAGACUAGACGAUCUUUUUAUUACGAUCUGAAGAAUGAGACAACCGAAUAUUUGGUGCCUCAUCAAGGAUACGUCGAUCGUGCAUUGAACGAUAUCGCUAAUUUGUUAAAUUGCGCGCCAUGGGAUUUAGGACUGCUGGCGACGGCUAAAGGAUUGGUGGCGGGAAAUAUGACCAUCACGUUAGUUGACAAUCAAGUCAUUGAUUGCACGAUACCAGGUGGUGUGCAGAUUCCACAAAUUAUUUCGAACGUGACUUCUAUUCGUGCAAAAGCCGAGUUUGUUUUGGUAAUUGAGAAGGAUACGAUCUUCCAAAAGUUGCUCGAGGAAAACUGCUGUCGCAUCUUAAGAUGCAUUUUAGUGACGGGAAAGGGUUAUCCGGAUGUAGCUACGAGGAUGCUGGUCAAGAUGCUAUCCGAGAAGUUGAACUUACCAGUUUAUAUAGUCGUAGACGCGGAUCCUUUCGGCAUAGAGAUUAUGUUAAUUUAUCGUUUCGGCUCAUCAACACUUCGUAAAGUAAACGAGAGUUUGGCUUGUCCUAACGCACGUUGGCUUGGAAUCCAUCCCUCGGAACUGAUUGCUAUAGGAGCGAAAACAAUUCCGCUCACCGAAGCCGAUCUCGUAAAAUUGAGAUCCAUCGAAGCCCGGGGUUACGUAAACGAAGCGAUAUCGAAGCAGCUGAGCAUAUUGCGGAAAGGCAAGGCGGAAAUAGAGGCGGUGUCUUCCUUCUCAAAGAAUUUUCUUACGGAGACAUAUUUAUCUUACAAAAUAGAUGGCCAGGAUUAUAUUUAAAGCAUCAUUUCUGUUUGAGAAAUUUAGUAAGAAA
Messenger RNA from Solenopsis invicta (red fire ant), 2138 nucleotides. RefSeq names its product meiotic recombination protein W68 (gene mei-W68). The transcript is spliced from 7 exons. Gene Ontology annotation, biological process: meiotic DNA double-strand break formation; meiotic DNA double-strand break processing; reciprocal meiotic recombination. The coding region runs from base 845 to 2104 and encodes 419 amino acids. Gene Ontology annotation, cellular component: nuclear chromosome. NCBI's taxonomy places the organism in Eukaryota, Metazoa, Arthropoda, Insecta, Hymenoptera, Formicidae. Gene Ontology annotation, molecular function: ATP binding; DNA binding; DNA topoisomerase type II (double strand cut, ATP-hydrolyzing) activity. The record is from RefSeq and is a predicted model, not a curated record.